Molecule: messenger RNA, 1443 nt
Organism: Schistosoma spindalis
Lineage: Eukaryota; Metazoa; Platyhelminthes; Trematoda; Strigeidida; Schistosomatidae
Source: the annotation of a GenBank genome assembly
AUGUCGACUGUCUACGUGGAUCGUGGGAUGGCCUGGUGUACAGUGGUUGGCGGAUUUGUUGCCAACGUUCUGUUAGGUGGUUUAGGCAAAUCUUAUAGUUUGGUUAUGGAAGCGUUUCAAGAAGUAUUUGAAUGUGGUUCUGCCUACUUGUUUUUAGCUGGUGGUUUAAUCUAUACACUUAUGUAUUGUCUGUCUCUCGUUAACCACUUAAUUUCAAAACGAUAUGGUAGUCGACCUGUUGUGAUGGUUGGUGCUUUUGGCUCUUGUAUAAGUUUAUUAAUUGCAUCAUGUUCACCUAAUCUUGCUCUAUGGGUUGUUGCUGUUGGUUUUGGAAUAGGCGCAUCCUUGUCAUGCAUUUAUUUCACAGUGUUCGCUGUUGUUGGAUGUUGUUUCAAAAAAUAUUUAGGUUUAGCAAAUGGAAUUAGUGUUGCCGGUGUUAGUGUUGGUCAAAUGAUAUUUCCUUCAUUGAUCACUACAUUGAAUACUACUUAUGGUGCUAGAGGUGGAGGAGUAAUUAUGGCUGCAAUUUGUUUACAUUUGUUAAUCACAGCUGCCUUAAUGCCUCGUCAUAUCAUUGAUCCAGAUGCACCUGUUAUACCAGCAGAAAAAGUUGAAACAGGCAAAUCAAAACGAAAAUCUUGCAAGUCACAAUCAAAAUCUAAAGAAGACAGACAAUUAAUAGCUUCAGAAGAUCCAUUAAAUGUUGAUAAACCAUCGACAGCCAUUGAUUCAGACAAAAAGUUACAAAGUCCCGUAGAUGAAUUCUUCUCGAAAUUAGACAAUCAAAGAGAUGUAGUACAUUCAGUGAAUGCUAUUAUUCAUUCUACGUCUACAUUAUCAUUGUCACAUGUAUCUGUUCUAUCAUUAUCAACUCGUCAUGUAAAAUAUCUUACUCGUGGUUUACUUAUUGUUUAUAUAGUUGGUAAAUCAUUUGGUGAUGUUGGUGAUGUUAGUGUAUCUUUUAUUGCACCAGUAUUUGGAACUGAAUUAGCCUUAAGUCCUACCAUAAUCAAUAGAGCUAUAGCUGUUGCUGGUGUCGGUGACUUAGUCACACGUGUGGGAGUUGGUUGGCUUACAGAUAGACCAGGAUGUGUUGGUCGUCGUGGCUUAUUAUUAGCUGUUACAUGGAUUAUAGAAGGUUUAAAUGCUUUUGCAUUUGCUGAACUUAACCGAUUAUAUGGAAAACAUACUAUUAUUACCGAUGAUAAUAGUGAUGUUAUUGACAAUAAUAGUAAAUCAAUACUAAUCGCAUUUUAUUUUAUAUGCUCUGCUAUACAUGGUAUAUGUAGUGGAACUGCUAUGACUCAAAUGGUUGUAGUUUUAUCCGAUUGGGUUGGUUCAUCACAAUUAGCACAAUCUUUAGCAGUAACUAUGGUUAUUUUAGGAUUAGUUAUAUCACCGGGACAAUUUUUAAUGGGUAAGUGUUAUAUUUCUUAUUUUUAA